GCGGCGUGCCAUCCCCCACUCAGCCAGAGGACGGGACACGGUGAGGAGCUGCUGUGUCGCUCUUUCAAGCCCCUCUCCUGUCGUCAUCCCCCCCAUCGUCCUUGUUUAGUUGUUUUAGUUUUUUUUUUGUUUGUUUAGUUUCCAUUAGCUAGCCGCCGCCAUGUAUCGUUAUUUCGGGGAGUUGCUGAGCCGCUCCGCGGGCAGUGCCCUGGCCUCGGGCUGCGUGGACUCCGCUCUCCCGGCGUCCUCCUCCCUGAUGCGGGUGCGUCGCUAUGCGGACGCGGCGGACAAGCCCGACGACCCCAACUUCUUCAAGAUGGUCGAGGGCUUCUUCGACCGCGGCGUCGAGAUCGUGGAGGACAAGCUGGUGGAGGACCUGAAGACCCGGGAGAGCCCCGAGCAGAAGCGGAACCGUGUGCGGGGCAUCCUGCGCAUCAUCAAGCCCUGCAACCACGUCCUGAGCGUGGCUUUCCCCAUCAAGAGGGACAACGGAGAGUGGGAGGUGGUGGAGGGCUACCGCGCCCAGCACAGCCAGCACCGGACGCCGUGCAAAGGAGGUAUCCGUUACAGUAUGGACGUGUCUGUGGAUGAGGUGAAAGCCCUGGCCUCUCUGAUGACCUACAAGUGUGCCGUCGUUGAUGUGCCGUUCGGGGGAGCCAAAGCCGGAGUCAAGAUCAACCCCAGGAAUUACACGGAUAAUGAGCUGGAGAAGAUCACCAGGAGAUUCACUAUCGAGCUGGCCAAGAAGGGUUUCAUUGGACCGGGCAUCGACGUCCCCGCCCCGGACAUGAGCACGGGAGAGAGGGAAAUGUCCUGGAUCGCCGACACAUACGCCAACACCAUUGCGCACACUGACAUCAAUGCUCACGCGUGCGUGACAGGAAAGCCCAUCAGCCAGGGAGGAAUCCACGGACGUAUCUCAGCCACCGGUCGGGGAGUCUUCCACGGCAUCGAGAACUUCAUCAACGAAGCGUCUUACAUGAGCAUGCUGGGCCUGACCCCCGGGUUCCAGGACAAGACCUUCAUCAUCCAGGGCUUCGGAAACGUGGGUCUUCACUCCAUGAGGUACCUGCACCGAUUCGGGGCCAAGUGUGUGGGCAUCGCCGAGAUUGACGGAGCCAUUUACAACCCGGAGGGAAUCGACCCCAAACAGCUGGAGGACUACAAACUGCAACACGGCACCAUUGUGGGCUUCCCCGGAGCCAAGCCCUAUGAGGGGAACAUCCUGGAGGCAGACUGCCACAUCCUGAUCCCUGCUGCCGGAGAGAAGCAGCUCACGCGUCACAAUGCCCCCAGAAUCAAGGCCAAGAUCAUUGCUGAAGGCGCCAACGGUCCCACCACACCCGACGCUGACAAGAUCUUCCUGGAAAACAACGUCAUGGUCAUUCCUGACAUGUACCUGAAUGCCGGCGGUGUGACUGUGUCUUAUUUCGAGUGGCUGAAGAAUCUCAACCAUGUCAGCUACGGAAGACUGACCUUCAAAUACGAGAGGGACUCAAACUACCACCUGCUCAUGUCUGUACAGGAGAGCUUAGAGAGGAAGUUUGGAAAGCAGGGGGGACCCAUCCCUGUCGUUCCCACCGCUGACUUCCAGGCCAGAGUUGCUGGCGCCUCUGAAAAGGACAUUGUUCACUCCGGGCUGGCCUACACCAUGGAGAGAUCUGCCCGGCAAAUCAUGCGCACAGCGAGCAAGUACAACCUGGGUCUGGACCUGCGGACGGCCGCCUACGUCAACGCCAUCGAGAAGGUCUUCAAAGUCUACAACGAGGCCGGGCUCACCUUCACAUAAACGGGCCGGCCGCCUCCGCCCCGCUCCCGCCGCGCCCCUCUGUCCUCCGCCUCCUCAGACAGCCUCCAGAACAUAUCGCCGUUUACCGCAGCUCGCCGCCUCUCCUCCGCUCACGCAACGCGACGGCUCGCCUGGUGUCUAUCCUGUGAUCUCUGUGCCGCCGUUCCCCGUCCGCUCCGCUCCAGCCGUCCCGCCGUUCCCGUUUUCUCCCGAGACGAAACCAGAUCCAGCCGCGGAGGCCAUGAAAAAAAACCCGCCGUCAUCUCGGUGUUUAAUGUAUGGCAGCCGUGUUCUCACACAUGCGUGACCCUCCCGCUGUCAACGCCACUACCGAUGCCUUAUUUUUAAGGAGGUAAACCCUUAAAGAAAGAUUCAGGCCUUUACUGAAGGAGAUUUAGAUUAAACUUCAUGUGAAUAAAAGAGAAUAGUAGUUUUCUUACUCAGAUGUCUGUUAGUGGUGAAGUUGCCAAGGUUGAUUCCCAACAUGGACCCCCCCCCAUUCUCGAAUGUUUGUUUUUACUCAGGAUUCAGAUGAUGGUCCCCCUCCUCUUUAUUUUCUUUCUUCACCUUGAAUGCAGCUUCACGACUCCUCCGCUGGCCAAAUACAAAGAGCAAGGUGCCACUGUGAUCGCCCGUUCCCUGGCUGAAUUCCCCUCAGAUUUCUCCGUCCAGUUCCACAGCAUCCAUGUUGUUUUUGGAGCGAAUAACUUUUUAUUUUUAUUCAGUUUCUUUCAUGUUUUUUUGGAACCAAUAAAACAUUAAGAAAAAAAUACACACAGUA
Salarias fasciatus (jewelled blenny) is the source of this 2570-nucleotide messenger RNA. It is a transcript of the gene glud1b, whose product is annotated as glutamate dehydrogenase 1b. Lineage: Eukaryota; Metazoa; Chordata; Actinopteri; Blenniiformes; Blenniidae. Gene Ontology annotation, biological process: L-glutamate catabolic process. The record is from RefSeq and is a predicted model, not a curated record. Gene Ontology annotation, cellular component: mitochondrion. Gene Ontology annotation, molecular function: L-glutamate dehydrogenase (NAD+) activity. The transcript has 13 exons. The coding region runs from base 161 to 1789 and encodes 542 amino acids.